GCAACUAGAGGACGACCAACUACAUCGGCUCCACUGAGGAACAGACAGCCGCUCACAUCUAGCUGGAAGUCCACCAGAAAAAGGAGGAAGAAGAUUCAGCACGUCGUCGUUAACGUCGCGUUUAUUCGACGAUUUAGUAAACAUUAUCUAAAUUAUUAGCCAUGAAGUUAUUGUGGGCUGUCAGUGCCCUUCUGUUGAUCUGUUGGGGAGCCAAUGCGUCCACAGCCCCAAACAUCAUUACCGAACCUGUUGAGGUCAGCAACCAGACCUCUGCCACCCUGCGCUGCAACUUGACAGAGUCCAGUCUUUCCAGCAAGGGCUCCCACUGGAUGCACAAUGGAAAACUCAUUGAAGCUUCCAAAUCUUCUGAUCCUUCUUUAUCCACUGAACUCCAUUUGGAGAAGAUCACCCACAGUUCUGGUGGAAAGUAUGAAUGUGUGUUCCUGACUGAGCCAGAGGUGAAGCAGACAAUUGAAGUCAAAACACUUCCCCAUGUUGCUGCCUACAAGCACUCUGAGCAUGGCAAUGAGAAGGACAAAGGUGUGAUGGUCUGUGUGAGUCAUGGCUAUCCACUGCCCACUGACUGGACCUGGUUCAAAGAGGGAAUCGACGGGCCUAUCACCAACGGCACUUCCGAUAAAUAUGAGAUCAAGAGCACCCCUAACAAGACCACACUGACGAUUAAUGACCUGAGCAUCGAACAAGACAUCGGGGACUACACCUGCUCUGGGACCAAUGAACUCGGCACAGCCACCGACAAGAUCCACCUGCGUGUCCGCAGUCGCUUGGCUGCUCUCUGGCCAUUCCUCGGCAUUGUGGCCGAGGUCAUCAUCCUGGUGACCAUCAUCUUCAUCUACGAGAAGAGGAGAAAGCCUGAUGAGAUCAACGACGAUGACGACUCAGGAUCUGCUCCUCUGAAGAGCAAUUCUAAUGCGAAUCACAAAGACAAGAAUGUGAGGCAAAGGAAUUCUAAUUAGAGGCUGAAGGAGAUGGACAUCCAGAAGGCAGUCCAGGAUUCAGCUGUUGUGUUGCACAUUAUACUGUGCACCCUGCAAACUGCAAUUUGAAGUACCUUUUUUGUGCUUGGGUGUUAAUGUUUUAAAAAAUUGGACGGAUUUCCUCUUGUUGUGUUUUCUUCUCUCUAUUCUUCUCCACAUUGUGCAGCCAGAGAAGUGCCCGCCGGGGACAAUUAUUAAAUUGAAGAGAACAUAGUGUGAAAUAAUUUUCUGCUUGAGGCCUCGGGGCAAAUAUUGCAUGAGUUUAAAUGCCGUUUUAGAAAAAGUGUGUGUUCGUUGUAAAAUCAUUAGAAAGUCCAUGUGAGGAAUGCUUAGUUUGUGGUUAUUUUUUGUUAAUGCUGAUGCUUCCUACACUGACCUCACGUUGUCAGUCGUUUUUCUUUUAUAUCCUCCACUCUGGAAUGGUUACUUGGAAAGCAGCACAAGUUGGGUUUUUUAAGAGGAUCUGAAACCUUUUUUGAUCCUGCUACAUCACUGCCAUUCUUUAUAGCAACGACUGGAGUGUGUUUGAAUUCACGCAUUUGAUCUGUCCCUACACUACCACAAACCUCUCAUAGCAGAGUUUUAUACUUUGCCUUAACAAGCACCAUUUUCUCUUUCUUGUCUUUUUUGCAUUUUGUUACCUGUUACAAGCUUUAACUGUGACAUGUAAAUUUAAAUGCAGAAAUGACUUAAAAUUCAAUUGUUUUAUAGGUUUUGUUGCCGUAAGAAAUUACUCUUCUUUUAGUUAGGAAAGCUUUUCGUCCCUUUUUUUUUUUUUUUUUUAAAUCAUGCUUGUAUUUCCUUUUUUCUCCACUUAUUUUAAAUUGAAAGUUUUAGUCACUGAUGUUUUUGUUGCUGAUCAUGUCACAUCCACAUAAAGAUAUAUUAUUGAGGACCAAGUGCAAGAAAUGGAACAUCUGUUGCUUCUGUUGAAUGCGACUUACAUACCAUGCACUGAUGUUUCAGUCUAAUAUAACAGAUCAACGUUUUAAUAAGAGAUUUUCUUUCUCACUCAAUGUGAUCUGAGAUAAAAAAAAAGUUUGUGCGCGAUUGGUGGACCGUCGUCUGUUUCCUUCACUGUGUAGAUGAUUCAGAAGCCUUAUGUUCCAUUUAACCUGAGUAGUGUUGUGAUUGGAUGUUACCAUUUCAGAAUUACACGAAUAAAAAGACCUAGCCAGAAUUGUGUAAACUGUUGUACCUUACAAGUACGUGGAACACCAUCUGCUGUACAACUUGGCACAAACUGAAUAAAGGUUUUGGAUUUUA
Dicentrarchus labrax (European seabass) is the source of this 2264-nucleotide messenger RNA. It is a transcript of the gene bsg, whose product is annotated as basigin. The transcript has 8 exons. Gene Ontology annotation, cellular component: cell-cell junction. The record is from RefSeq and is a predicted model, not a curated record. NCBI's taxonomy places the organism in Eukaryota, Metazoa, Chordata, Actinopteri, Moronidae. Gene Ontology annotation, molecular function: cell adhesion molecule binding. Bases 162 to 977 code for a protein of 271 amino acids. Gene Ontology annotation, biological process: cell-cell adhesion.